AUGGCUAAGUCUCAGUCAUUGGUUAUUUUUACUCUUUUUACAAUUUUGUUUGUAAAUGUCAUGGCUCUUAUACCCAUUGAUCCAAGAUGGUACGAUGCACAUGCAACCUUCUACGGUGACAUGCAGGGUGGUGAAACUAUGCAAGGAGCAUGUGGUUAUGGAAAUCUCUUCCAACAAGGGUAUGGCCUUGAAACCACAGCACUAAGCACAGCACUAUUCAACGGAGGUUAUACAUGUGGUGCAUGUUUUGAGAUCAAGUGCGUCAACGAUUCUCAAUGGUGUAUAAAAAAUGUCAACUCAAUUACUGUCACUGCAACAAAUUUUUGUCCCCCCAAUUACUCCAAACCUGAUGGAAAUUGGUGUAAUCCUCCGCAAAGACAUUUUGAUUUGAGCAUGAAAAUGUUCACGACUAUUGCAAUUUACAAGGCAGGGAUUAUUCCAGUUCAAUAUCGACGUGUUCCGUGUGUUAAACGCGGUGGUGUUAGAUUUGAACUGAGAGGAAAUCCUUACUUUUUGAUGGUUUUGAUAUACAAUGUUGGGAAUGCUGGUGAUGUUCAACGUGUUUAUAUCAAAGGGUCUAAUACGGUUUGGGUUCGGAUGACACAUAAUUGGGGACAAGUUUGGCAUACCGGCCUAAAUUUAGUUGGACAGACUUUGACAUUUUAUGUCACUACAAGUGAUAAAAAAUCUCUCGAGUUCAUUUCAGUUGUUCCUUCCAACUGGCAAUUUGGACAAACUUAUGAGAGCAUGUUAAAUUUUUAG
This is a messenger RNA of Lathyrus sativus (Indian pea), 762 nucleotides long. The record is from the annotation of a GenBank genome assembly. NCBI's taxonomy places the organism in Eukaryota, Viridiplantae, Streptophyta, Magnoliopsida, Fabales, Fabaceae.